AUGAUAGAACUUGUCAACACAUUUAGCAGAAAAGCAUUGCAUGAUAUCCUCAUUGAAUUUAAAGGAAAAAAACUGGAUGACAAGUUUUCGUUAAUGGAAGAAAAGCUUGUGAAAAUUACUAAAUGCCCAGAUAAUAAGAAAAGUGUUAUAAGUCGCGAAAGCUACGAAGAUACAGAGGAAGAAAAAACUGACGAAGAGAAAGAAGAAGCUGGCGAAGAGGAAGAUGAAGAUGACGAAGAGGAAAUGAACAGUUCGUCUGAUUAA
Messenger RNA from Brassicogethes aeneus, 264 nucleotides. The record is from the annotation of a GenBank genome assembly. Lineage: Eukaryota; Metazoa; Arthropoda; Insecta; Coleoptera; Nitidulidae.